GGCAUACCCAGAGAUGGGCUACGAAGCAGGUGUGAAGGCUUUGUUAGAUGCACAAAUCAACUACGAUGAUGUCGAGACGGGUGUAGCUUGUUACUGUUAUGGUGAUACUACGUCUGGACAACGCAUCUUUUAUCAAUUUGGCAUGAGCACUAUUCCUAUCUACAACACCAACAAUGCUUGUGCGACUGGCUCUACCGGACUCCACCUUGCCCGCACGCUGAUAAAGAAUGGUGCAAUCGACUGCGCAAUGGUCAUCGGCUUCGAGCAAAUGCAACCUGGUUCUAUUAAAUCCGUUUGGCACGAUCGCCCUUCACCCAUGGGUCUCUCCAUGCGCAUGAUGGCAGACACUCGCGGCGUUGACAAGUCUCCUCCCAAUGCACAGUACUUCGCCAAUGCUGGCAAGGAAUACAUGGAGAAGUACGGUGCUGAAGCACGAGACUUCGCCGAGAUUGCUAGAAUCAGUCACGAGCACUCCCAGCGAAAUCCUUAUGCCCAAUUCCAGCAGAAAUACACACUGGAAGAGAUCGAGAAGGCACCUAUGAUCCACUACCCACUCACAAAGCUACAGUGCUCGCCCACAAGCGACGGCGCAGGAGCUGCCGUCAUCGUGUCUCAGGCGUUCCUAGACGCCCGACCGCACUUAAAGAGUCAAGCGAUUCUUAUGGCCGGCCAAACGCUCUUCACCGACUCUCCCCAGUUGUAUUCAAAGUCCAGCAUGGACCUCGUUGGAUAUGACAUGACCCGACGAGCAGCGCAGGCCGCGCUCAAGGAAGCCGGUGUCAGCCCCAAGGACAUCAAGGUCUGCGAGCUUCAUGACUGCUUCUCCGCAAAUGAAUUGAUUCUCCUGGAGGGUCUCGGAUUUAGCGAACCUGGAAAAGCACAUCACAUGGUUCGGAACGGAGACAUUACCUACGGCGGAAAGGGUCCAAUUGUCAAUCCAUCUGGAGGCCUUAUCAGCAAGGGACAUCCUUUAGGCGCAACAGGCCUCGCGCAAUGUGCUGAGUUGACAUGGCAAUUGCGCGGAUGGGCAAACAACCGUCUUGCUGAGGGGGCAGACGUCGCACUGCAGCACAACUUGGGUCUAGGCGGUGCCGUAGUCGUCACUGUCUAUAAGCGAGCGGAUGGUGCAAAGAAUGUGAAAAGGAGCGAUUCUGAAGUCAAGAAGGAGAGUCAAUUUGAUUACAAUCCGGCUGUCGAGGCACGGUAUGUGACGGAAGCGGAUGGAGAAAAGGUGAGGAGUAAGAAGGUAAGAAGUGAGUAUGCAUUGGGAGACACCUUGGAAAAGAUUCAAAGCCGAUUGUAAUAGUUUAGUCACUGUGGUUGUAUGAGUCUCCAAUGGCCU
Messenger RNA from Aaosphaeria arxii CBS 175.79, 1342 nucleotides. RefSeq names its product thiolase. The transcript has 2 exons. Bases 14 to 1303 code for a protein of 429 amino acids. The record is from RefSeq and is a predicted model, not a curated record. Gene Ontology annotation, molecular function: acyltransferase activity, transferring groups other than amino-acyl groups. NCBI's taxonomy places the organism in Eukaryota, Fungi, Ascomycota, Dothideomycetes, Pleosporales.